This is a messenger RNA of Phragmites australis (common reed), 2541 nucleotides long. RefSeq lists its product as uncharacterized. The record is from RefSeq and is a predicted model, not a curated record. Gene Ontology annotation, biological process: regulation of DNA-templated transcription. The transcript has a single exon. Bases 123 to 2324 code for a protein of 733 amino acids. NCBI's taxonomy places the organism in Eukaryota, Viridiplantae, Streptophyta, Magnoliopsida, Poales, Poaceae. Gene Ontology annotation, cellular component: nucleus.
CUCUCUCUUCCUCUGUCAAAACCCCAUUGGCCCGUUCCAUUCCAACCGUCUCCACUUCCCACUCUCCUCUCCGUUCCAUCCCAUCUCCAACAAACCAACCCCUAAUCAAACCUCCGCCGCCGAUGGCUCCCAAGCGCCGCGCCCAGCCGGCAAGAUCAGACGACUCGGUGGAGUUGGGCCUCGACGGGGUGAAGGAGCCCGCCAAGAACCGUCCUCCGUCGCCGGAGAAUGAAGGUUCCGAGGAGGACGAGGGAAGCGACAAGUCCGGUGACGCCCGGCCGGCGAGGAAUGCGUCGGCCGGCGAGGUCGCCUCGUCCACUGGGCCAAAGAAAAGCAUGCCCUCUGGCGAGGUCGCCCAGUCCCCCAAGCCCAAGAAGACGAGGCCCGCGCCGUCGCCGAAGCGGGGCAAGAAACCCCCGCCUCCGUCGCAGGAGGAGGAUCGCGCCCAACAAGAGGCGGCGGCGGCGGAGGAGGAGGUAGAGGAUGAGCGGGUCGAGGAGUCCGGCGAGGCCCAGCCGGAGACCGACGAGGUCGCCGCGUCUCCCCGGCCCAAGAGGAACGAGCCGUCCGGCGAGAUCGCCCGCUCCCCUAAGCCCAAGAAGACUAAGGACGCGCUGUCGCCCGCACCGAAGCGGGCCAAGAAACCACCGCCGCCGCCGCUGGACAAGGAGGAGCGCGGCCAAGAAGAGGCAGAGGAGGAGCAGGAGGUGGUGGGGGCCUCGCCAGUGAGGAAUGUGCCGGUCUACGAGUCUGCCGCCGCAUCUCCGCCGCGCAAGACGUCCGGUGGUGAGAACGUCGUGUCCCCCCAACACAAAAAGAGGGGCGCGGCGUCUCCUGGGCCGAAGUGGGCCAAGAAGCCCACUCCGCCGCAGCAGCAGGAGGAAGACGAGGCGGAGGAGGAGCGUGCUGUAGGGUAUGAGGAGGUCGAGGAGCCCAGCGAGGUCCCAGCUGCGACGGGCGCGCCAGCCGACAAGACCGCCGCGUCGUCUCCCCAGCGCAAGAAGAGGAGCAAGCCGUCCGGCGACAAUGACAAGCGCAAGGAGAAGAAGAAGAAGAAGAAGCGGGGGAAGCCGUCGGCCAUGCCGCUGCUGGCUGAGUCCGCGGUGGAGCAGGUGGGACAGGAGCCCGCCGUCAACAUCUCACAACUGCAGGAAAUGGACGACGCCGAGGAGGAGGAGAAGAAGAAGAAGCGGGGGAAGCCGUCGGCCAUGCCGCUGCUGGCUGAGUCCGUGGUGGAGCAGGUGGGACAGGCGCCCGCCGGCAACAUCUCACAACCGCAGGAAAUGGACGACGCCGAGGAGGAGAAGAGGAAGCGGGGGAAGCCGUCGGCCAUGCCGCUGCUGGCUGAGUCCGCGGUGGAGCAGGUGGGACAGGCGCCCGCCGGCAACAUCUCACAACCGCAGGAAAUGGACGACGCCGAGGAGGAGCAGGCGGCGGCAGAGGAAGACAGGGUUGAGGAGCCCAGUGAGGCCUUGCCGGUGAAGAAUGCUUCGUCGGCCAAGCUGCGCAUUUCCAGGCCAGAGAAGAAGUCAGCAGUCGAGCGCUCGUGGUCGAGGGAAGACGAGCUCAGGAUCCUCACGGCCAUGGCCAAGCACGCCCAGACCCACGGCGGCGCACUGCUCGAGGCGUCCAACCUCUUCGCUGCCCUUGCCACCAGCUUCGAUAAAAGGGACGCUGACACAGACAAGCUUGCCAACAAGGUCCGCAAGCUCAAGGGAUGGCAUGGCAGGGUGCGCCCGCAGGGCUGUCCGACCGACGACCAUGGUUGCCGGCUGUUUGAGCUGUGUGAAAUUGUCUGGGGUAAUGGUGCCUCUCAGAACAGUAGCCAGCUAGCUUCGAUGGCAUCGCGCAGGAGCCGCAAGACUAGUAACAGCAGCCAUGUGGUUCCUGAAGAGGCUCUCCAAGAAGGUAGUGGUGGAGGGGAGCAUGCGGAUGCACCUACUGGCGCACUGGCUGUGGAUGUCGGCGCACCCAAGGACAGCUCCGUGCCAUUUGUGAAAGAUGGAGAAGUUAAUUCUGGCAAAUGCGAGGACAAUGGGGUCCAAGUUGAUGAUGAUGAGCAAGCUAAGGCGACAUUUGUUAGAAGGGAGUUCAGUGAAUUGUCUAGAUUGUAUCCAGACCUGGCCAAAGAAGUGAAAGGGUACGCUCAUGCACACAGCUCUGGAGAAUUGAUCAUGGCAGCCUUCGAGACCAUUGGUGAUGAUGCGGCCCACGAUCUGGAUGCAAGGUGCAAGAAGCAAAGAAUCGACAUGUUCAACUUGGAGAUGGAUCAGGCAGACCUUACCAAGGCGCUGCUGUCCACACUUGCAGGUCGGAUAAAUUGACUAGUGGGGCAUUCUGUGGUGUGGUAAAACUCUCUGGUACCUUUUGUUCUAGUGUAAUCGGUAGACCCGUUGUCGUAGGGGUUCCUUUUGGGGGUACUGCAAAGCUCUUACCUAUCUACUAGUUAGUUGUCUAGUGUUAAUAUCUGUUUCUACAUAUGGAACCAAUGUUAUGGCUCGACGUGGAAAACAGUACUUAAGUUUAACUAUCAUAAGCUUA